Messenger RNA from Saxophila tyrrhenica, 7143 nucleotides. It is a transcript of the gene RLR1, whose product is annotated as THO2 plays a role in transcriptional elongation. Bases 1 to 7143 code for a protein of 2380 amino acids. The transcript is spliced from 2 exons. Gene Ontology annotation, molecular function: mRNA binding. The record is from RefSeq and is a predicted model, not a curated record. Gene Ontology annotation, cellular component: THO complex part of transcription export complex. Gene Ontology annotation, biological process: mRNA processing; mRNA export from nucleus. Lineage: Eukaryota; Fungi; Ascomycota; Dothideomycetes; Mycosphaerellales; Extremaceae.
AUGGCGCCCGGCAAGCGGAAGCGGCCAGAUAGGCAAGCCUCACACGACGAUGGCUCCGGGAGACCUUCACCCCAUCGGCCGGAGAACCUAGGACUGGCGCAGCAGAGCCAGCAGAAUGGAGGACCAAGAGGCGGUAGAGGAGGACGCAGGCAGAGUCGCAACAAUGUGCCUGCCAGCCCGGCAGGAGGCGCAAACACCGUCCCUGUGACACCGAGGGGUGUUGCAUCGCCCGCGCCUGCGAGGGAGACGCCGACGGUCGAGACCUCGAGACCGGCUACACCGCUACCACCACCAGCUGCGUCGACGAAGUCGGCUGCGGAUGAGCCUGUAGCGGCUCCGCCAGCGCCCUACUGUUACGAGCAUGUGACAGAUGAGAGGGUGGAAGCAUGGCAGGGCGAUGGGAGACAGGCGGUGCAAGAUGCGGCGAAAGAGGCGGACGAGCUCACGAUCGGUAUCGUUGUGCAAGAGCUGGCUCGGUCGGCGUUAGAUUCGAGGCUGGACGCGUCGGAAGCCGGAGGUGUCAUCAAGCAGAUGAUCGCGGACCGUGAAGGCUCAGAGACGAUCGAUGUGCAGGCGACCCUUCUCAACACCAUCUCGCUGCUGGAUGAUACGGAUACCAAGAACUCAAAGCUUCUUACGCUUGUCACGGCAACAGAGAUCGACCCGGACGUAAUACGGCAGGAGCUGGACAUCCCGCUGUUGCAGACCUUGGCCCUGGUUCGAAGCACUUUUACUCAGAUGCGCACUCGGAAGACGACGAACAUCCUCUACAGACAGGCCAACUUCAACUUGCUACGGGAAGAGUCGGAAGGCUAUGCGAAGCUUGUCACGGAGUAUUUCAGUACGGCCAACGAAGCUGUACUCAACCACGAUGUCAGCGCCGAAGCUGCCUUUCAACGAAUAAAAGCUCUGGUUGGGUCAUUUGACCUGGACGUCGGGCGGGUCCUAGACAUCACCUUGGACAUCAGUGCGAAUUUGCUCGUCAGAGCGUACGGCUUCUUUGUGAAGUUCUACCGGUGUAGCUCUUGGUGGCCGGAAGCUGGAGUUUUGGAUAAUGUCCGAUGGGAGGAUCAGGGGUUUGGCUCGUUUCCGAGAUGGGCGCUACCGGAGUCUGAACGGCCCUGGCUAGACCAGGAAGGUGAAGAGGAGAGGAAGAAAGCAGAGAAGGAGGAACAGAUGGCGAUGCGAGAAACGCGGGAUGUCAGGUUCUGGCAGCGCGUACAGGAGAAGGGCAUGGAUGCUUUCUUCGACUUAGGCUCGCGGAAGAUCGUCGACUUCGAAGAAGUCCUGCCUUUACUGGAAACUGAGGUCGCGCCAGAACUCGAUGCUCGACAGAAAGAGAUCAACGCGGAUCGCCGGAAGCGCAUCAACGAGAACCGCAAGUUCAUGAAGGAGACUGGCACGCUUCCUCCGCCCGGCAACUCGGACGCCGCUCAGCUGCUUGGUUUCAAGCUCCGCUUCUACGCCUCCGAUGCUCGAAGUGCGCAAGACUCGCUGCCCGAGAACCUCAUAUACCUCGCUGCGCUGCUCAUCAAGAUUGGCUUCAUUUCGUUGCGAGAUCUGUACCCCCAUCUUCACCCUUCCGAUGAUGGAAUGGCGGACGAAAAGUCGCGGCUGGAGAAAGAGAAGGCUGAGAAGGAAGCGAAAGAGCGGCCGGGCGGAGGAAUGAAUGCGCUGGCCAUGGCUGGAGCACUACCGGACGAUACCUUGGCGCCUGGUACGAGCGGUGGCAGCACACCGAAGGCAGAUAAGAAGGACGAUGAUACGGAGACACUACCGACGCCUUCGAACCAGAAGAUCAUGCUUCUGAAAGCACUUUUACUGAUCGGUGCGCUACCGGAGGCGCUAUACAUUCUUGGACGAUUUCCGUGGCUACUGGAGGUUGACACUUCUCUCGCACCCUAUUUGCAUCGCAUCGCACGGCAGAUGCUCAGCAAGGUUGCAGAUGCCACCAAGCCUCUCGCCGACCGCCCGGACACGCAGCAAGGGAAGCAGGAUCUUGAGAGCACAAUCGUCCGACCUGACGGAACGCUCCUAUUUCGGCCGAAGGAGACCAAGAAGGUCACGAGGUGGCUAGGACUUGAUCAGGUCGAGAAAGGAGAUGGUCAGAUGUAUCGGCAUUACUAUCCGGACUGGGACGAGAACAUUCCAGUCUGCCAGAACGUGGAAGAUGUGUUUCUGCUCUGCAACACUUUCCUCGGCCUGCUCGGUGUGAAGAUUGGUCAAGACGCCGCGCUGCUGAGCAGUCUUGUCAGGAUAGCGAAGCACAGCUUGACAGAAGAUGCGUCCGAGCACAAUCGCGCACGCUGGCUGGAGCUGAUGAAGAGACUCCUCGUGCCCUCGCUCAGUCUGAGCAAGCACAACGUGGGCCUGACGCAAGAAGUGUACGAGUUGCUGAAGUUCUAUCCCACCACGACCAGGUACAAUGUUUACGCCGAGUGGUACCUGGGCAGGACCUCACGACUACCGGACAUGCGCGUAGCUUUUGACCAUAACAGGGCAGAAGUCAAGGAUAUUCUGCGGCGUGUGACCAACGAGACUGGCAAGAAGCAGGCUCGAGCUCUUGCGAAGGUGUCGCUUUCCUCACCUGGCAUCGUCAUGAUGAGCAUGAUUAGCCAGAUCGAGGAGUACAGCAACAUGAUCGCAAGUCUCGUGGAGUGUACGAGAUACUUUAGCCUGCUGGCGUACGAUGUGCUGACUUGGUCUCUCAUCAACUCUCUGAGCGGCCAAGGCAAGAGCCGCAUGCAGGACGACGGUAUGCUCACCAGUCGAUGGCUGCAGUACAUCUCCCAAUUCGUGGCCAGCUUGUUCCUGCGAUACACCUUCGUCAACCCGAGCCCGAUACUGCAGUACCUUGUCCAUCAGCUCAGCAAAGGCGACUCUACGGAUCUGGAGAUGUUCGAGCAAGUCUUGACAGAGAUGGGCGGUAUUCGUUCGGAUAUUGAGUACAACGAUACCCAGGUCUUCUUCAUGGCCGGCGGAGAGAAUCUCCAGUCUCAAGUCCUUGCGACGCUUGGCGACAAGCGCUCCGAACGCAAACCGUCGGCACAGAGACUCAUCAAGGCUCUGGCCGGGCCUGGCCUGAUCGGACAGACACUCGUGGCCAUUGCGCAGGAGAAACAGAUGUACCCGUACCGCGAGAGCUCGGCGUUCAUGCCACUGAAGGUUCUGGGCAACAACCUUGACAAGAUUCAGUCAGUCUUUGCGCAGUAUCUGGAGGUGUUGAAGUCGAAUGUGAAGCCGGAGGACUUCGAGGCGAGUCUGCCUAGUGUCGUUGAGUUGGUGAGUGACUACGGUCUGGAGCCCGGAACUGCCUUUGCUAUCUGUCGGUUCGGUAUCACUUCUCGAAUGUCGAUCCACGCCGACAAGGAGAACGAGAAGAAGAGACUGAAGCAGGAAAAGGAGAGAAGCAAGUCCGAUGCAACGACGCAGGAUGCCACGAAGCCAGUCAUGAAUGGUGACCACGCCGAGGACCCCGUGACCAGCGAAACGAAGCCAGAUCUGGACGCUGACAUGGAGGACUCUAAAACUGAAGCGACACCACAGCCAUCGGGCGCAGGGGAUAUUGAGGAGACAAGAACAGUGCAUCCCGUACUUGAGCCUAUCAUCAACGCUCUGUCAGCUGCAUCUCCCGGGCUUGCAGAGCAAGUCAGCGUUCAGUUCUUUGUCGAGUUCUGGACUCAUUCAUUACCAGACAUCCCCUCUCCCAUGGAUAUUUACAACGGAGAGCUCGCAAAGCUUACUGAGCAGCUCAAGACGCUGCGGGCCAACCGCUCCGACAUGAGCGCCGUCGCGGUGAAAGACCGCCAACAGAAGAUCAAAGACAUAGAGAAGGUGCAGAGCAAAUACCACACGGAUAUGAAGCAUCGGGUGGUCGCGUACCAAAAGGUCGUCCCCCGGCUGAGCGCUGAAAAGAAAUACUGGUUCUCCCGAAGCAUGGAGAAGGCCGACAUUGACGCUCGACACAUUGGCCUGUUGCAACAAUGCUUUCUCCCCCGGGCGAUGGUUUCGUCACUCGACGCUCUGUACGCUUUCCUGAUGCUCAGGAUGCUUCACGACUUCGGCACGCCAGGUUUCAGCACAAUGCAUCUGCUAAACCAGUUGUUCAAGAAGCGACAGCUGACUGCUGUUAUAUUUCAAUGCACCGCCAUGGAGGCUCAGCAUCUGGGACGAUUCCUGUGCGAGAUCCUCAAGCUUCUGCAGAAAUGGCACGCCGAUCCCGAGGCUUACGACAAAGAAGCUCUUGCUGCUGAGAGGGAGAAGAAGUUGCCUGGCUUCGCUAAGAAAUUGGGCGCCAAAGGCGAGCCCGAUGUGCUUCUGGACUAUGAAGACUUCCGCCGGCUCCUCUACAACUGGCACUCGCAUCUGGGUGGGGCACUUGAAGCGUGCUUCAAGUCAGGCGAGUACAUGCACAUUCGCAACGGCAUCACCGUGCUCAAAGCCGUCGUGCCGGCGUUCCCGUCGCUGAACUUCCAGGGCCUUAAUAUGGUCAAGCAUAUCACCACGAUAUCGCAGGAGGAUUCAAGGCAGGAUUUGAAGCUGGCCGCGAUGUCGUUGCUUGGGCCAUUGAAGGGCCGGGAGAAGAAGUGGAUUCUGCCGCAGGCUUUCAGGCUGAACGAUGAGAAGAGAGAGGCUGCGCUGGCGGGGAGUCGAGCGCCUUCCGCGAAGCCUGCGACGCCGCAGCCCGAGGGCCCGAAGCUGGAUGCGAGUGCGUCCGAGUUCAAGCCUACCACCAGUGUAACAGCGCUGGCGAAUGGUGCGGUACGGAAAGAGUCGGCCACUGGUACUGAGGAUGGCGAGAUUGAGGAUACAGUGGAGAAGUCGGCCGACGUGACGAUGAAAGAUGCACCAGCUGAGCAGAAAAGCGAACAGAAGGCGACAGCAGAGCCCGUGAAGGCGCCGGAACCGCCUCAGAAGGAGCCAGAGAAGCCCAGCACGAAACCCUCAACACCAGCUCCAUUACCUUCAAAGCCACCAGCAACACCAGCAGAUUCUUCGCGUCCGGACUCUACGCAACCAUCAUCUCGUGCUGCGCAUGAUCUUCCGGCACGGCCAGAUUCUCGUCCGCCCACCAAGCCACUGCCACCGACACCUUCUGACCGAGGGAGCGGUCGUUAUCCAAGCCGCAACGAAGAUCGCUAUGGCCGUCUUGACCGCCCUGGUGAUGUACGCCCUGCCUCUCGGGAUCACUCGCCUGGCGGGAGGAGUCGUCCGCGUUCUCCUCCGCGCGAUCCAUACUACGGCCCUCAAGCUGCGGGUCGUGGCCCCCGUCGAGACGAGCGUCCACCGUCGCGGCCCACUGAACACGAAGCAAGGCACCCUCGAGACGACGGCAGACCUCCUGCUUGGCGUGAGCCGCCGUCACAAGCGGCGCACACGUCACGUUCGGCUUACGACACGCGUGAGCGAACCCAGAGUUCGAUGGGCCCUCCGACAAGCCAUUCGACUCAUCCGGACCGCGCAGCUCAUCUCAACUCCACUGCGACGAGUGCGCCCAGUCCAUCCGCCACUCGCGCAAGCCCAGCGCAAGCGAAGGACACACAAGGCCCUCACCAGCACAACGAGAACCCAGCCAGGCUCGCUCUGAUCAAUGACGAUCCUGGUCGUGGUAGUGACAGGUCGAGAGACCUUCGACCAAAUGGCCACUCUACCGAUGGUCGUAUAGGACCGGAAGCCAGGUCGAAUGAUGGCAGGUCAGGGCCGCCAGAGUCACCUCGAGAUGCUCAGCUACGUUCUGGCUCGUCUGCUACCGAUCUGGCGCCCAAUGGACCACGACAGGGCAGAGGAAGCCGAGACUUGGGUGCCCAAAGCUCGCAGGAAUCAUCAUAUGGCCGAUUGAAUGGGCCUCACGAAGUACCUGCCGGCCCGAGACCUCCGCCUACGAAUGGCCCAAGUGGUCGCGGGAGCCGGAGCUUCCCAGUGCCGCAUGGCCCUGCAAGCAGCAGAUCUCACGAGCCGCCUCCGCAGUCACCAUCGUCAAACCGACAAUCGGAAGUGCCAGCAGCGCCUCGUGGACCUGGCGGACGACAGCACGAUCGCCGAAGUUCGCAAAAUCACUUUGAGCAGCAACCUGCCUCCAACUCUGUGCCGACAACACCUGCUGCGGAGAGUGGGCCAUCUGUUCAUCCCAGCCGCCUUGCGCGAAUGGGAGCCGAGCCGCCGCCGGUCCAAACCAACACCAACCCAGGCGGCUCUCGUAGUGCAGCUUCACCUGUCACAGCACCGCCUUCUGGCCCUCGCGGCCCUGGUCGCGCGCCAGCUGCUCCACGACAAGAGCCUCCUUCCGCUAUGGCUGGACCACCAUCUGGACCUGCUUCUGAUCAUAGGAGAGGAGACCGACAGCGGGCAAACAUCAACGCUACCUUGCAGGGCUCGAACAACGGACCGCCGCCGCCCCCACCUCCACCUUCUACGCCAAGCCAGAAUAUCAACGUUAGAGGCGCUGCACUCAACCGAACUUCGAGCAUGUCAAUGGCUUCAGCGGUUAGCACGCAGCCUAUACAAGCUGUCGCUUCGUCGAUGGAGCCUCCACCAAGACGCAACGAGCCUGUUCAACCCCCGAGGUCAAAUGGAGCGGCUUCUCGCCCGGACUCACGGCAAGAUAACUCUCGAAGCCGACCCGACCGCUAUGACGAGAGGACUCUAAGGCAGUCAGAAGACCCAUACGCCGACAAGCGGCAUAGCAGUCGCAACAACAGUCCAGGUCGGAGGGCUCAGGAGGAGCAGUAUCAGCGCCUGCCUAGUGGCAUGGAUGGAAGAGAUGUGCGUGGCAGUGGUCGCGAUGACCGUAGAGCGCGAGAUGAUCGAGAAGCUCGAGAAGGACAGGCUAGGGAUGCAAGAGGCGGGCCUAGCGAUACCCGCCGUCCGCCGGAGAUGCCUGCCUCCUUCAACCCACCGCCUCCGCCAGAAUGGCAGCGUGGCAGCGACAGGCGCUCAUCAAGGCGAGACCUACCGCAAGACGAUGGGAGGAUAGGAGGCCCGGGGAAUUCAAGGCCAGAGGAUUUCAGAGGACCCCGCAGGGAGGAGUAUGGGAGAGGGCCAGCACCGAGAGACGAUGGUCCGCCUCCAUCUGGCAAUCGAAAGCGGAGGCAUGAAGAAGCGCCGCCUUACGAAGAUUCGAAGAGGAGACGGAGUGGACGCUAG